This is a messenger RNA of Trachymyrmex cornetzi, 645 nucleotides long. RefSeq names its product putative gustatory receptor 28b. The transcript has 2 exons. Bases 1 to 645 code for a protein of 214 amino acids. Gene Ontology annotation, biological process: sensory perception of taste; male courtship behavior; chemosensory behavior. Gene Ontology annotation, cellular component: membrane; neuronal cell body; dendrite. The record is from RefSeq and is a predicted model, not a curated record. NCBI's taxonomy places the organism in Eukaryota, Metazoa, Arthropoda, Insecta, Hymenoptera, Formicidae.
AUGGCUAUUGAUACCACGUUCGAGCCAUUGAGAAUAUACAUCGCCAUAAUAGUGUUUCAAAUGGAUAUGUUAUAUAUGAAUUGCGUUUGUGUCUUAAAAGCCUGUUUCAAAGAAAUCAAUGACACUCUGGAGAAUCUACGGGUACUUAUGAUGAAUGAUAUCUCUAAACCAAUCUAUCAUGUGCAAAGACAUCCAUUCAUGCUAACAGAACUCAAAGCUCUCAAGAAACAACAUCUGAUGGUCAGCGGCACAGUAAAAAUGUUGAAUAUAAUCUUCAGCCUGCAGCUUCUCGUUACCAUAGUGAUAGUUUUCAAACAGAUCACUUUUUUCCUGUAUUUUCAUAUAGUGCAAUGGCAAGACGGAUUAUCCAUUAAUCUGGAUAAGCAAAUUCGCAAUGAAUUUUUUGUAUCAUACAUAAUGUAUUAUCUUAUAAGAAUAACGUUAAUAGUGUGGGCCUGCGAAACCGGCAAGAAUCAAGCAGUAAAAAUCGGCACUACCGUUCACGAUAUGUUUAAUACCAUCAGUGAUGAGCAAAUAAAAUAUGAGUUGCAGCUGUUUUCUUUGCAAAUAUUGCAAUGUGAUAAUACUUUCUCCGCGAAAGGUCUUACUGUGGACGCUACACUUCUCACUAAGAUAAGUAAAUGA